This is a messenger RNA of Strongylus vulgaris, 219 nucleotides long. The record is from the annotation of a GenBank genome assembly. NCBI's taxonomy places the organism in Eukaryota, Metazoa, Nematoda, Chromadorea, Rhabditida, Strongylidae.
AUGAUAGGCUUAUAUCUUUCACGGUGGACACAACCUCCCCUAAUCUUCGGUCUCAGUCGCUUCUCUCUCAAGACUCUAGUUCAUCUGUUUUUCCUUUUUUGCCAAAGGUUAUACACGCGUGCUUUUGAUUCAUUCCGGAGGUUUGUCUCAGAGGAUGCCUCAUCUUUCAGCAAUAGGAAAAAUAUUUGCGACAUUACCAGAUGGUUGUACGAUUCUUGA